GGCUGAAGCUUGCAGGAGACGAACAGGAGACUUGCAUUUCUGAGUGCAGAUCUGCCUAGAGAGACGAUGAGAUAAGCCCUCUCCAAUGGACCACAGUACCAUCAACUUCAAGCAGCUCAAGCUGGGCAAGCUGAAGGUGGUACGUCGGCACUUGCUCCAGAGGUAUGAACACCAGCCUUUCAUCUCCUGCCUGGCUGGGCUCUACAGCUGCCGGUGGAAGCGGUACCAGCGCAAGAAGGUUGAGCCAGGAAAAUGCUGCUGCAAAAUGCGGGAGUGUGUGUUUUUCCCAGUUCUCAUUGGAGCAUUCUGCCUUUCCUUGGUCUUUUUGUACAUGUGGGGGGAAGCGAAGAAUGACUACAACAACUUUGACUGGUAUAACUAUGGAAAUUUAGGCUUCUGGUUUCUCUGGUCUGUUGUCCUUCUGAUUUUGGCUUCAGUCUUUUUUAUAUACAUUGCCCUCUUACUGGUCCUAGCAAUGUGUUUGCUGUCGGAAGGCCAGCAGUUGUACCUGCACUGGAGUCACAAGAUCGGGACUUGCAUUGUACUGGGAUUUUCCAUAGCUGCCAUCGCUGCAUUAUCUGAGCUGUGGGGGGAUCAGUGGAAAACCGUCCGCCUCUCAUUCCAGGUCACGGCUCCCUAUCUCCACAUUGGUGCCAUAGCAGCCAUGGUCUUUCUGUCCUGGCCUGUGGCUCUGCACGCUGUCCGGAUGGAUAGAAAAGUUGUUCAGAUGAUAAUUAUUGGCCCCUACCUGGCUCUCCUUGUCUUUCUUCUCUUGAUACCUCUGGGGAUGUACUCUCCCUGCAUCAGAGAAGUGGGGACGCUGGGACCCAAGCCAACUCUCAUCGGACACAGAGGCGCGCCAAUGGUGGCUCCAGAAAACACUGAGAUGUCAUUUCAGAAGGCCAUUGAAUAUGGGGUGAAUGGGCUUGAGACAGACGUCACAAUUAGUUAUGAUGGGAUUCCCUUUCUGAUGCAUGACGGCAGCUUGAAAAGGACCACAAACAUCCAGGAAGUCUUUCCCCACAACGCUACACAAGAUGCAGCCAUGUUUUCUUGGGACGUCCUAAAAGACCUGAAUGCUGGGAAGUGGUUUUUGGAGGACAGACCCUUCUCCUAUGUGGGCUCACUGUCAGUGGCAGAACAGAAACAGGCCAUGAAUCAGUCCAUUUACAAACUAAGUAAUUUCUUAAGCCUGGCUGAGCGUCAGAAUAAACUCGUGAUCUUUGAUCUCUACCGUCCCCCGGAGCAGCAUCCGUACAGGAACACGUGGAUCAACAGGACGCUGGAAGUGAUCAGCGACUCAGGGAUUAAGCCCCAUCUGGUCCUGUGGCUGGAGGAUGAGAUGAGGUCCUUUGUUCAGUCCGUAGCUCCUGGGUUUCAGCAAACGGUGGGGAGAACGGUCCCGGUUGAUGAGCUAUUGAGAUAUAAUAUUGUGAAGCUCAAUCUGGUUUACACCCAAAUGUCCAGUGAAGAUAUCCGGACAUACGCCGAGGCCAACAUCACCACCAACCUCUAUGUCAUCGAUGAGCCGUGGCUCUUCUCUCUGGCUUGGUGUGCCGGUGCCCACUCAGUAACCACCAACGCCGCACACUCCCUGAGGGACCUUGACCAGCCUCUUUUCCUUAUGACGCCAGGGGACUACAGAACCAUGUGGGUCCUCACAGAUGUGUUCUCCGUGCUCCUCGUCGCACUCAUCUUCGCUCUGCAUUGGUGGAGGGAGCAGAGCUGCUUCUGCUGCUCCAACAGCAGCGGCCCGGUGCUGGAGAACAGCACGUACAACAAGUUCCGGACUGAGCUCAAUGAUUUGCCAUCUGUGCUGGUCUAACGGAGCAAGCCCCCAGGUGUGGAUCCCCGGCCCACGGCACAGAGAAUGGAUGUUGCCCAGAAGCUAAAGCUCCACGACGGCAUUGGCCUGGGGACUCAGCCCAGGGUGACUGCAAGUAACUUAAGCGAGAAGGGCCACCCUCAUGCCUGGUGGGAGGUCCCAGCUUAGGCCUGGAGGUUGGCAGGGGAAUAUGGAUUAGCCCAAGAUGCCUCACACCUCUGGCCCACACCUUGAUGCCCAUGAGGUGCCCCCUCUCUUCUUACAUGCCUCGGACUCCUCCUAGAUAGCUCUACCUGGAGGGAGCCCUUGGAGGUUGCUUGGGAAGUCGGAUGGAUGGGCAAGCAUGUGCAGCCAGAAGCUGAGAUAUAAGAGGAAGGGGGUCUCGAGCCAGAGCUGGGCCUGUCUCAGUGCUCCCACCCACCCUUUUAAUAUCAUAAAAAGUCUCAUGGAAAUGUGGCUUUUCCCAAGUGCAUAACCCCCCUUGUUUUUUUUAAUGUAUUUUUAUGUGGAGAACUAGAGCCACUCUGUACAGCGCGCUUCUGCCAGGCUCCCUGAAAUCACCUGCUUCCAGGUGGGAAGCUGCGUGUCACCGUCCCCCUUGCCGUGGUGAGGGGCAGCCCCAGCUACAGCCUUGAGGGUUGGGUAGGGUGGCAGCCAGCUCACCGGGGGUGUUGCGGGGGGUCGGGAGGUAGCGGACUUGAUCCAAACUCCAUCCAAGUCAGUAAGUGUCACACCCCUGGUCUUACUGGGCUUUGGGCCAGGGCCCAAGAAGAGCAUGUGGUUUCAAUGGGUUAGCACCUCCUUCACAGUUGAGCCCCAGUGUGGCUGGGGUGACUGCACCGUUGGUGGAAGGGCCCUGCGGCAUGACACUCCUCUCACUUGGCACUCCUUGGGAAAGAGGGCGGCUGGGAUGGCUGAAGAGCUUUGGCCACCCAGUUCCCACUGACACCAAUGGGAAAUGGGUGCGUAAAGCCCCAAGGCACCAUGCAGAUCUGCACCCUCGCGUCCCAGAGGGCCGGGGUGGCAGAGGCAUGCCUUCCACCCAGUCACCUCCAGUAAGCAUCUGAAUCCCCCAGUCUCAGCCCUGCAGUUUCCCAGCAGAUUGAACGUGUUACAGAGAACUUGUCCCAUGCUUCACCUCGCUUGCCCCUCCUCUGGGCUGUGCCCUGUGUCUCCUGCCUCUCCUGGCAACCCCCCUUCAGACCUUGGCAUGGUCAGGGCUGCUCCAUACUGCGUGCAUCUGAAUAGUCCACAUGUGCUGCUGCAGCAGCAUGUGAAGGCUGCUUGUCUUGGUGCCGUAUGGGCCGGCGGGUGGAGUUGAGAGUCCAUGUCUGCCCACAACGUAGGUACAGCCUAGGGAGAGGGCGAUGCCAUGUUUCACUCCACCCUGCUCUGCCUCAGCCCUGCCAGGAGAGAGGAAGAAGCACAUCUCCUCUUAGGGCAGCCUCCCCAGAGAGGUCAAGCACGUGGGGACUCACUCAUGGUCUUGGAAAUGGGGACUCAGUGCUUUGGAGACAUGACCCCCAUGACUAUAAACCCAGCGCACAAUCUGUGCUGCACUGACUUGCCCAUGAGUCCCACCCCCCAAAACUUUCCCCUUCAGAGCAUCCCUUAUCAUUGGCCCUAAAUCCAGAUGGUUGCUGGAUUCCCAUGGUGGGCCUCAGCCCUUGGUUUUCCCUCUCUGUGCGGGGAGGGGGGGUCAGCGCUUUCUAGGACUAAGCCAUACAACCCGUACUUGAACAUGCAACGAGGCGUUUCUUUGUACACAGCAGCUGCUGUUUUGAAUAAAGUUGAGCUCAUGC
This is a messenger RNA of Gavialis gangeticus (Gharial), 3627 nucleotides long. It is a transcript of the gene GDPD4, whose product is annotated as glycerophosphodiester phosphodiesterase domain containing 4. Gene Ontology annotation, molecular function: glycerophosphodiester phosphodiesterase activity. The transcript is spliced from 16 exons. Gene Ontology annotation, biological process: lipid metabolic process. Gene Ontology annotation, cellular component: membrane. Bases 86 to 1825 code for a protein of 579 amino acids. The record is from RefSeq and is a predicted model, not a curated record. NCBI's taxonomy places the organism in Eukaryota, Metazoa, Chordata, Crocodylia, Gavialidae.